UGUUUUGCGCCAUUGCGUAUUCAUAGUAUAUAUAUGUACAUUUCUUGAAUGAAAACCAACACAAACCCAUCUCCAAUCCCUUCAUCUGAGGAAACCCUUUUGACGGCUUACUCAGUUGCGUCGGUUUUUUGCCUUGGAGAUCUCCGAGUAUUUUGAUCUCUUCUUCUUCUGCUGAACCGACAACAACUAAGUAAAGUUCAACGUUCAACUCUAGCUUGUGUUGUGUCUCUUUUUAUCAGCACUCGUUUCUUCGAGGUAUCAAUUUUCAAGAAGACUUCUUUGAAAGCUAUGAGUGCAGAUUCAAAAAAAUCCACUUCAAAUGGAGGUGAAAAUCCUUUGAUAUCUGAAGAGCAGCAGGAAAAGAUUGAUGAGGUUAGAAGGUUGGUUGGGCCAUUGCCAGAUAAGUUGUCUAUUUAUUGUUCUGAUGCAUCAAUCUCACGAUAUUUGAAGGCACGAAACUGGAAUGUGAAGAAGGCAACUAAAAUGCUAAAAGAUACCUUGAAAUGGCGAUUGGAAUACAAGCCGGAAGAGAUUAGAUGGGAUGAGGUUGCUCGUGAGGCAGAAACAGGAAAAAUUUACAGGUCAAAGUAUGCAGACAAGCAUGGGAGACCAGUUCUUGUCAUGAGACCGAGUUGCCAGAACUCAAAGUCAACAAAAGCACAAAUUAGGUACUUGGUGUAUUGCAUGGAGAAUGCAAUUAUGAAUCUACCACAACACCAGGAAGAGAUGGUCUGGCUGAUUGAUUUCCAUGGUUACAAUUUGUCAAAUAUCUCAGUCAUGUCAACACGGGAAACAGCCCAUGUUUUGCAAGACUAUUAUCCUGAGAGGCUGGGUGUUGCAAUAUUAUACAACCCACCCAAGUUCUUUGAACCAUUCUGGACGUUGGUAAAGCCAUUUUUAGAGCAAAAGACAGCCAACAAAGUCAAGUUUGUUUACUCAGGUGAUCCUAAUACCAUGAAAAUAGUGGAGGACCUAUUUGACAUGGACCAACUCGAAUCUGCAUUUUCUGGUAAGGAUAAUGCAGGUUUUGACAUUAAUAAAUAUGCUGAAAGAAUGGGUGAAGAAGAUAAGAGGAUGCAAUCUUUUUGGGCAAGAGGCAACAAUGCUUGUGAGGCAGCACAUCAUCCAUCCCUCACUACUGACACCGGUUUCAAUCCUACAAAUUUGGAGUCAGAUUCUGGUGUCUUGGAUGACAAAGCAGAUAAAUCUUCGUCUCAAGAAUAGUUAAGUAUUCAUAACCCUCUUUCGCAAAUUGGUGAAUCCCGCAAUCUAAAAGAGUUAUGCAUGCAAUCCUAAUGGUUGUUAACCAGACAUCUGACUGGGCGGGGGGUUUGAGUACUCAAAAGUAUGAUUUAUGAAUUCUUUCUCUUCCUUCUGUUCCAUUAAGCAUGCCAUUGAUUAGCAAAAUGUUCUUUUGAAUUUUCUCUGACUGAUAACAUUCUCUUAUGGAGAAAUACUCUAUCUACUUAAAUUCUUAUUAACAAUCUUACUAAAAACAUACAUGCCCAAACA
Molecule: messenger RNA, 1512 nt
Organism: Camellia sinensis
Lineage: Eukaryota; Viridiplantae; Streptophyta; Magnoliopsida; Ericales; Theaceae
Molecular function (GO): phosphatidylinositol transfer activity
Source: RefSeq, a predicted model, not a curated record